AUGAAGAUAAACCAGAACACGGUGCUGCAAGGAAAGAGGGCAACCCUGGUGCCAUACACCUCUGCACAUGUGCCCCGGUACCACGAGUGGAUGCAGUCAGAGGAGCUGCAGCGCCUGACAGCCUCUGAACCCCUCAGCCUGGAGCAGGAGUAUGAGAUGCAGUGCAGCUGGAGGGACGACGCAGACAAAUGUACCUUCAUUGUGCUGGACGCGGAGCGGUGGCCCGGGCAGGCGGAUGAGGACUGCAUGGUGGGAGAUGUGAACCUCUUCCUCACUGACCCUGAGGAUCCAACUUUGGCUGAGAUUGAAAUUAUGAUUGCAGAGCCCAGCUACCGAGGCAGAGGAUUUGGCAAGGAGGCAACUCUGAUGAUGAUGUCCUAUGGAGUGAGAAACCUGGGGAUCACCAAAUUUGAGGCUAAGAUUGGUCAGGAGAAUGACGCCAGCAUCUGCAUGUUCAAAAAACUUCAUUUUAAAGAGGUUGCUGUGAACAGCGUUUUCCAGGAGGUGAUGCUGAGGCUGGAGGUCAGUGACCAGGAAAGACGAUGGCUCCUGGAACAGACAAACCACGUGGAGGAGAAGAGCUACGUUGAACUGAAGCUGCCAGCUGAGGUGCUAGAGACCUGA
This is a messenger RNA of Nestor notabilis (Kea), 624 nucleotides long. It is a transcript of the gene NAT9, whose product is annotated as N-acetyltransferase 9 (GCN5-related, putative). The coding region runs from base 1 to 624 and encodes 207 amino acids. Gene Ontology annotation, biological process: protein acetylation. Lineage: Eukaryota; Metazoa; Chordata; Aves; Psittaciformes; Psittacidae. The record is from RefSeq and is a predicted model, not a curated record. The transcript is spliced from 6 exons. Gene Ontology annotation, molecular function: N-acetyltransferase activity.